Lagopus muta (rock ptarmigan) is the source of this 10669-nucleotide messenger RNA. RefSeq names its product LDL receptor related protein 12 (gene LRP12). Gene Ontology annotation, molecular function: microtubule binding. The transcript has 7 exons. Gene Ontology annotation, biological process: cilium assembly. The coding region runs from base 5788 to 8307 and encodes 839 amino acids. Gene Ontology annotation, cellular component: cilium; microtubule. NCBI's taxonomy places the organism in Eukaryota, Metazoa, Chordata, Aves, Galliformes, Phasianidae. The record is from RefSeq and is a predicted model, not a curated record.
GUUUUCCAGUGCUGAUUUCUGUAUCUUGGGGAUGUUUUCUCAUAGCAGGGAAAUGAUAUACUGGAGCAUUUUGAAACAAACUGUGUCCUCUUGUACAGAGUUCUAUGCAUCAUGACUGCCUUGAAAGCUUGCUGUGCUCUGCUGACUUGCAGCUGCUUACACUCUCUGUCAAGUCAAAUGCUUAUUUAACUCUACAGAAGGGAUUUCUUUGCUUCAUUUUGCUGUUGUGGAGCCCUAAUACUGUCCCAACAGUUUUUUGUUUGUAGGUAGUGAUAGCAGAAGAUUGUUUAUCUUUUUUAAUUACUGUGAAUCUCGUGGCAAGAGGAUCCAGCACCCUGCAAUCUCAAUGCAAUCUCAAAAGCAUUUUGGUUGUCACGUGCACCUUUUUCAUUGCAUAUAGGGGUGACAGUGUUAACUGUCUCUCUUUAUAUUGAACUACUUUCUUACAAUUGUUUUCACAUGAGCUAUCCGCCUGUUUCUAUAGCUACCUCCAAAACAACAUAAUUCAGGCUAUCCUGAAUGCCUCCCAGGAUUACCAAGGGACCAGACCUUUACCUUUGGCGUGCAGGAGUUUGAACUUUGGGUAAUCUGGGGCCAAGAGGGAAGCAAGCACGAAAGAUGUUAGCUCUGAGCGGGUGUUUGUUUCACCUGGUUUUGCUAUCCUAUUGAUCUGCAGCAGGUCUUUACUGAUAGCUUUCUCACUUAUUAACGUGCUGUAGUUUGUCUGUUCAUUCUUUUGAAUGAACACUGCCUGGGUAGCUCUUACUAUGGGAUGCACAAAGCUGUUGUAGUUUUCCUCAAAUGUUACUGCCUUUGCUGUGGUUCCUAGAGAUCAGGAACCAGGUUUGGCACCUCAUGGGCUGAGAUUUCCAAUUGUUUUCUGUAUUGUGCUUUUUAAUUGUCUGUUCCUUGGUAAAAAUGUAAUGUACACAGUUUCCACAAGGUAGUGAACUCUGAGGAGCAAUACUUGCUUUUCUUGUUUUUACUAUUCCUGACACAAUAAAGCUAUAACCGUGAUAAAUGGUUAUUUGUGCUGUUAGGCAAAAGAUCAGUAGUAUGUCACUGUGUUUUACAGAUACUAUGAGCUAAGUGAAAGAGAAUAUAAACUUUUUUCAAAUGCAUUUUUUGUAGAUGUUCUGUUAGACACUGCAUGCUGUCUGAAGUCAUAGAUGUUAAACUGUUGUGUAAUGUGUGAGGUACAGCACCAGUGUCUUGAAGGACAAGAAUCACAAGAUUAACAGCAGAUAACAUGAAAAGAGAAAAAAGAUCUGUUUUCCAGAGAGAGGGAAAUAAGUGCUGGUUUGAAUCUUGGAGAUUUGUAUUUGAUUCUGUUUUUUGUUGUUGUUGUUGUUUUUAAGUAGAUGUAGACUGCAAACUUACGAGAUAUUCGUGGAACUUCUCAGAUUUAUUGCUGUAGAAUUAGAUUUGUGACAUAGCUGUAACAGUUUUGUAGUGGACGUGCACAUUGGUCUUGCAUGUGAAGAUAAGUUUUACAGUUUAUAGUCUUUACUGGAUGUUUCCCUUAUCAGUUGUUUGCUUUAAUCAAACUAACAUGUUUUCAACAGAAGUAGAAAGGCUGCUACAUGCAGAACUCUCACAGGUGUGCCUGCUUGUGAAGGGUGCACAUGUGUUCAUGUGUUUGUACCAGGAGUUUGCCUUGGCUAUUUAAAAUACUAAGAAAAUCAAUUUUAUCUCUUACUGGCCAUCUAUCUAUCUACCUAAGCAGUGUAAUGACUGCCUUCUUGAAUAGAAGCCAUUUGCAGUGCAUUUUGAGGAAUGCAACGUGUUACAACUGACAAGCUCUGCAAGUUCAGCCCUUAUCCUUCCUAAGUCCUGAGGAUAUUUAAUAGACAGCAUAGUUCAGACAAGUCUAGAAAAUGGUGGUAGUCAAUUAAUAUCUUUUUCUGUCAUAGUGAUUAAGAUUUUGAAGCUGACAACUGUAAAGAAACAACUACGUGGACAGAAUGUCUUCUUAAUAGUGAGAAUGGUUUCAUUUACGUGUUGUUGUUCACUCAGAACUCAGUGACAUCUCCAUUUCUGUCUGCUGUUACUAGAGCAGAUCAAAUUAUUCAUAGCAUAUAAUGGAGUGAAUUUUGCAUGUGGGUGUUUGCGCAAAAUUAACCAAAGGCCUUGUUUUGCAGAAGUUGAAGGAACAGGCGAGGAUUGUGUUCCGUUAGGAGUUCUUCCCUCCUUGCUUGUGUUUUUUUCCGUGUUGUUAAAAACUGUGUGAACAGUGAUGUGCUGAGCUGUGCUAUGCAGGGUUACUUCUGCUCUCUAACUGCUUUGGUGAAGCCUUAAUAAGGGACAGAGGCUCUGUCCUGUGAAUAGUAAGGUAGCUGGGCAGACUGUGUGCCAUUUUUUUUGUAAGCUCAGUUUCAGUCUGAAUAGGUGCUAGAGAGCUAAAAGCUCCAGUUGGCAGACUUUGCAUAGACAAGUCAGCACAAGUAUUUGCAAGGUCUGUGGUUUCUGUGAACUUUUUUUUUUUUUUUUUGCAAAUUAAAGAAAACAAUCAUUCUUGGGAACUCUGCAGUGCUUUUUGUUUGUAUCAAAAAAACCUAAACGCAUGAAGUCUUAAAGGUUGUCAAAGGUUUAUUUCUAGCAAUGAGCAGCAGGAAGGGAAGAAAACUGUUUCAUUUUUCACGUGAGAGUGUUUUCCUAGAUGCAGUAAACAUACUGUAUCUUAUGAUUUUUGUACAUGCUGUAUUGUAUGUUUUAGUGUAUGUGCCUGUGGAUACGAUGGUGCUUCACGAUCUUUUCUAGUGAACAGCUUGCACUCAGUUCAGUUACAUAAUUACAGUGGGUGCAGCUGGAAUGUUUUGCAGCUAAUUCUUAUUUAUUGUUCUUACCUUUGUGAAGGCAGAGUUGAAGGUAAGUGGGUAUGUACUCUUUAAUUCUGGUAUUCCCUGGUCGGCUCAGGCUCAUAUUCCAUUAGGAACACGGUUAAUCCAGAAAUUACAGUUAGGUCUGUCAGUUCUCUGGUUUUGUAUAUGCCAGAUGUAUGGAAUUUCUUCCUUGAUUUGUGCCUGAGUUGUAAUAUCUUAGUCCAUCUGCUGUGUAAGGGCUUAAAAACAAUUUUUGCAAUUGGUUCUAUUGUAUGAAGCCUACAGGCUUAUUGCUUUCUGGAUUUGGAGACCAUUAUUGUCAGGAUGUAUCCUAGGCUGCUACUAUUACUAUUAUUAUUAUUACUUCAUUUUUUAGAACCAUGACUCAUAUUUUUGUCUUCUGUUUUGAGCUGCUGGUCACAUGAGAUGUAGGCCUUAUAAUAAAGAAAUGGCAGUGGAGCUGUGUUUUCCAUCUCUUUAAAAUCCUCGUGAUUCUCCUUGUCCCCUUCCCUCCCCCAGCAGAAAGUACUCCUACACUACUUAAGGCUCUUUUGGAAAAAAAUCAGUCGUAAAUCUGAGUCAUGCUGUCAUCUGGAACUAGAAGUUUAGAUGUUCUGAGGGUUCCUGGUAGGGAUUCUUGGGGUAAUGGCAAAUAAUGCUUUCAUUCUUGCAGGUGCAUGUUAGAUUUAUGAUGGCUGCUGUAUUAGUUUUUGAAUAAUGAUUUCAUUUCUUCUGUUGGUACUUCUUCAAGACAGAAUGAAGCCAAGUCUUCAAAAGACGACGAGAUACCUGGCAGUACUAUAUCUUAAGAAUAUAUGACUCGAAGCUCUGCUUUUACCAUCUUAUGUCUGAAAUCUUCUGCUUGACUGUUGAUGCUUUUUGGAUUUAUUCUUUUUACAUUUGUAAUAUACUGGUUGUACGUGUAGGCAGACAGUUGCCUGCUACCAUUUGUUCCUACUGUUACAAGGAAUUUGGAAGGGAAAUCAAUCUAAACCUGCAUGGAGCAAAAGCUAAGCCAGGUAUUUUACUGCUGCAACAAUAUAAAGAAACUAUAGUAGAUAAAAGUGUGAAGCAUGUGGAGAGCAUGAAUCAAAUCUGAAAUGCUUUUUCCCCCUACUGUAUACACACUGUGCAGCCCACACUUCAAAAUUUUCUCUAGUCUAGCACUUCUUAAAUGAGAAAUACUUUUAGUUUCUGAAGUAGGAUUUCAUAGGGGAAGAACAGUUACUGCAGUUGAACGUGUGUGAACGCUCUGAACGGCCCUUUGGUAAAAUAAUCGAGCUUUAUUAUUUUUAAACAUAGCUGUUUAAAAUACAGAGGCUCUGGCUUUUCAAGGCUUGUAAGUAAUACAGUAGUGGUAUGUUUUCAAGUAAAAGGGCACGUUGUUAGAUGUUCAUUUAUGAUAGGGUGUAAUCAGUUAACAGUAGGUGCUGAAGUCCAUGUUAAAGCCCUACCAACGAGAUAAUUUAGUUAAGAGACCAUACUGCCUGCCUGUCUUUUUUUUUAUGCCUAGUUUGUCACCUUCUGCCUUUUCCUCUCCUUUAUGCUAUUUGAAACUUAGCUCUAAUGUUACGCUUUGAACAAUUUCAUUGUUUUUAUGAUUGUUUUUUUUUCUCCAGCUCUCAUCGUGGCUAAUCCAAAGUGCUGUGCCAGAUAACCACCCCGAGGGAGGGCGGCACGUAGGGCUCACAGGCAGCGAUGUCAGUCAAGGGACUUACUUCAUACCUGGCUGAGCAGAAGUAUGGGGUUUGACGUGAAUAGAACUACUUAUGUGCUUAAAAUCAGGAAUCUUGUUGAAGCUGAGCCAGCGUCUCAGUUAGAUUUCCAAUUUCCACUGCUGGCUGCCAAGUAUAUUGGAGCUGUCUAUAAAUAGUUUGUGGAAUUUUUGAGUGAGGGAAGAAAAAAACCACCCAGGUUCUCUUCUGUCCCCCCCCUCCCCUUCUUCUAACUACAGCUGAGAAGCUUAAACUGUUUUUUGCUGAAACCUUCACACAAAUGUCCUCACAAAUUAAUAACUAAAACACCCUGAGUUAAAAAUGUUUUAAUGACAGCCUACUCAAAUAUUUUAUAGUGGAAUUUACAAGUAUUUUUGUACACAGUGUUACAUAAAAGGCACAAAAUGGUAUUUUUUCCACCUGUAGCAUUAAAUCAGAGUUGCUAUAGCUACUGCUUGGGUUCUUCUUAGGACCUAUUCCAAAGGAGCCUUGAGUUAUCUUGAUAAUUGUGCAAAGCUCUUUACAAAGUGUUUCCUGCUCUGCCUCUUGUACAAGUCCCCCCUGCUGGCACAGCCAGAGCAUAGGGCUGUGCUGCACCGAAACAGCAUUCUGCUGAACUGCUGGUUGUUUGCAUAGUUGAUUGACAGCAACGGGAAGCUGCUGCUUCCAGAAGGACAGAGAAAGGAUGGAAGGUGGCAGAGAAGCCAAGCUAUGCUUAUACAGCAGGAAUUACAGUGAGCUCGCUCUGUAGCCUGCAGCAUCUUCCAGAUGUUCACUCACUGCAGCCUAGUGGAGCUCAUGGCAGUACUGAGGUGCUCCAGCAUCAUCUGGCUGGCAAAGACUGGCGUGAAGAGCAAUAGUGGUAAAGGGCUCUGGGCCUCUACACUCAUUAUGGUUUAUAUGGAUUUUUCUAAGUGCUUUAUUUUGUGUCUCAUGACAAUAUUCACAGUUGGGAUUGUGUAUGCUGUGUCUAAGAGUCCAAAAAAAAAAAAAAAAAGAGCUUGUGUUCCUCAUACUGAAUGACUGUGGGGAAUCAGAAGGGCAUGCCUGGCAUUGAGAUGGAGCCUCACUGAUAGAUCUGAAGCUGCCAGAGCUGAUCACACUUCUUGCAGUAAAUAGUAGGAUAAGGGAGUGUGAUGACAGGUCCUGCAGCCUUGCAGGAGCAGCUUUGUAAAGCAAAAUAAGUUACACUGAAGAUUUAAUGCUUAUGUCAUAUACGUUUCUGAAGGGCUUUCUUUGGACUGGCUCAAAUGUGGCCCGUGGGACUGCAUACACGAAAUGGUGCUCUUGCAGAACAUUCUGAAAAUGUGCAUAUUUCAGGAGUGUCAACGGCUUGUGGAGAUAUUCCAGAACAAAUUCGAUCUCCAAGUGGGACAAUCACAAGUCCGGGGUGGCCCUCUGAGUAUCCUGCUCGAAUCAACUGUAGUUGGUACAUCCAUGCAAACCCAGGGGAGAUCAUUACCAUAAGCUUUCAAGAUUUUGAUGUUCAGGGAUCGCGCCGAUGCAGCUCAGAUUGGUUAACAAUUGGAAGCUACAAGAAUAUUGAAGGCUAUAGAGCAUGUGGCUCCUCCAUUCCUUCACCAUACAUCUCUUCACAGGAUCAUGUUUGGAUCAGAUUUCAUUCAGAUGACAGCAUCUCCAGAAAAGGCUUCAGAUUAGCCUAUUUUGCUGGAAAAUCUGAUGAACCAAAUUGUGAUUGUGACCAGUUUCAUUGCGCUAAUGGGAAGUGUAUUCCAGAAUCUUGGAAGUGUAAUAAUAUGGAUGAAUGCGGAGACAAUUCUGAUGAAGAAAUCUGUGCCAAAGCUAAUCCUCCAACAGUUUCUUCCUUUCAACCUUGUGCUAGCAAUCAUUUCCAGUGUCUUUCUCGCUUCACCAAGCUUUACACUUGCCUUCCAGAAUCUUUAAAAUGUGAUGGUAACAUCGAUUGUCUUGACCUUGGAGAUGAAAUAGACUGUGAAGUGCCAACGUGUGGGCAGUGGUUGAAAUAUUUUUAUGGUACUUUCAGUUCUCCCAAUUAUCCUGACUUCUAUCCACCUGGAAGCAACUGCACCUGGCUGAUAGACACUGGUGAUCAUCGCAAAGUAAUUUUGCGAUUCACUGAUUUUAAACUCGACGGUACGGGUUUUGGAGACUAUGUCAAAAUAUAUGAUGGGUUAGAGGAGAAUCCACGGAGGCUGUUGCGUGUGCUAACAGCAUUUGACUCUCAUGCUCCCCUCACCGUUGUUUCAUCUUCAGGACAAAUAAGAGUGCAUUUUUGUGCUGACAAAGUGAAUGCUGCAAGAGGUUUCAAUGCCACCUAUCAAGUAGAUGGCUUUUGUUUGCCCUGGGAAAUUCCUUGUGGUGGAAAUUGGGGUUGCUACACAGAGCAACAACGCUGCGAUGGCUACUGGCACUGUCCAAAUGGAAGGGAUGAAACCAACUGCACCAUGUGCCAAAGAGACGAGUUCCCAUGUUCUCGAAAUGGUGUUUGCUACCCUCGUUCAGAUCGCUGCAACUACCAGAAUCAUUGCCCUAACGGUUCAGAUGAAAAAAAUUGUUUUUUCUGUCAGCCAGGAAAUUUUCAUUGUAAAAAUAAUCGCUGUGUUUUUGAGAGCUGGGUUUGUGAUUCUCAAGACGACUGUGGUGAUGGCAGUGAUGAAGAAAAUUGCCCGGUCAUUGUGCCUACUAGAGUAAUAACUGCAGCUGUAAUCGGGAGCCUUAUUUGCGGACUGCUGCUUGUCAUUGCACUGGGGUGUACCUGUAAAUUGUAUUCACUCAGGAUGUUUGAGAGAAGAUCAUUUGAAACUCAUUUGUCAAGGGUUGAAGCUGAACUGUUAAGAAGAGAAGCUCCUCCAUCUUAUGGACAGUUAAUUGCCCAGGGUUUAAUUCCACCAGUUGAAGACUUUCCAGUCUGUUCACCAAACCAGGCUUCAGUUCUGGAAAACCUGAGACUGGCAGUGCGAUCUCAACUUGGAUUUACUUCCAUCAGACUUCCUAUUGCUGGCAGAUCAAGUAACAUUUGGAAUCGAAUUUUUAAUUUUGCAAGGUCACGGCAUUCAGGAUCACUGGCAUUGGUCUCAGCAGAUGGAGAUGAUGUUGCCAGCCAAAGUACUAGUAGAGAAGCUGAAAGGAGUAAUACUCACAGAAGCCUAUUUUCAGUUGAAUCUGAUGAUACAGAUACAGAAAAUGAGAGAAGAGACACAGCAGGAGCAGUUGGCGGCAUUGCUGCUACCUUGCCUCAGAAAGUCCCACCUGCAACAGCAAUAGAAGCCACAGUGGGAGCGUGUGGGAGUUCCUCUGCUCAGAGCGGCAGUGGUGGCAGCACAGAGAGUGGGAGAGAAGUGACGAGCGUGGAGCCCCCAGGCACGAGUCCUGCACGCCACCAGCUCACGAGUGCGCUAAGUCGUAUGACUCAAGGCUUACGCUGGGUACGCUUUACGUUAGGCAGAUCGAGCUCAGUGAAUCAGAACCAAAGUCCUUUGAGACAGCUUGAUAAUGGGGUAAGUGGAAGAGAAGAGGAUGAUGAUGUUGAAAUGUUAAUUCCAGUCUCUGAUGUAGCAUCAGACUUUGACGUGAAUGACUGUUCAAGACCUCUGCUUGAUCUCAGCUCAGAUCAAGAACCAGGGCUUAGACAGCCUUACAGUGCAACACAUCAUGGUGUAAGGUCGUGCAAUCGAGAUGGCCCCUGUGAGAGCUGUGGCAUCGUACACACUGCCCAGAUACCUGACACUUGCUUAGAAGCAACAGUGAAAAAUGAAACUAGUGACGAUGAGGCAUUAUUACUCUGCUAGGUACGGGUUGUUUAGGAAAGAUUGUGUACAAGUUGGAGCAAUAUCUGUCAUUGUUUUGUACUUCACAGUUAAAACUAGUUUUUAGUUUUAAAAAGUCCAGGACAACAUUAUGUUAAAACUAUUUUAGACUGUGUGGUUGAUUAAACAUUUCUUAUACUGGAUGACUUUAUGGAACUAUUAGAGAGAACGUUUUAAUGGCUCUGAAUACACAAUGUGUGUAUCCAGUAUAACCUGAGAUUACUCUUUAAACUGAAGUUAUCCCGGUUAGUUUCAAAUUUAGUCUAUUCCUGGUACUGUAGUUCAGAACAGAAACAUGGCUGCUCAAGACUUAUUUGGCUGCCUGUUUAACCCCGUAUUAACAGGUGAAUUUGUACAGAAUUGUUUUCCUUUAGGAAUUGACUCUGUUGUAUUAUUGCCAACAUACUUGUAACUUAAUAUACUAAAUGCUGGUAAGGAUUGUUAAUGCAAAAUAUGUACUUUGAGUUUAUACAACAUUUUGUCUAAAUAUUCUUGGAUUUCAUUUUAAUGUGAACUUAUUUAAAGGGAGGAGAAGAUUUCUCCAGGAGCAUUCUUUUUAUUUCAGAAGAACAAAAUGCAGUGAUUCAUGAAUUUUAGAUAGAUACAAUAGAUAAACUAGCAAAAGCUUUUAUAGCACUGACUUUCCCAAGUGGCAAUCUAAUAUGAUACAGCCAAAUAGUGCGUGAAGCCCCCAGUCAUUAGUCUUUCCAAUUUGAAGUAAAAAAGGGCCGAAGAUAUUACUGUGUGUUAGUUUUUUAAAAUAUCCAAUAUGUACAAAUACACUACAGAGUAAGUUCCAACUGGUAGUAGAUCUUUCCCUAAUACAAGGGUAUAAAGCUUGUUUGGACUCAAGGGAUUUGCACUAAAAUCAUAUUAAGGUCUCUAAAUGAGCUUAGUGCACAGGCACUAUCACUUUAAGUACUAUUAUUGUCUAAUAUUGCAAUGGCUAUAUAUUUCCAUGGCUCUUUUCUUGGGGUGUUGCAUUUUUAUUGCAAUUGAAUUUGCUUUACUAAUUCCCUAUUUAUUCAUUGUAUUUAAAAACUGGUUUACUUGGUUGCAGACUGGUUGUUUAAAACAAAAAAAAAACAAAAAAAAUCCCUUUCUGUGUAUUUUUUUUAAUGAUACUUCAUGUUGGAGCUAAACAGAUUAGUGGAAAAAAGCUCACAACUUCCAAUUUUGUGAUAAGCAGGUUAAUAUGUGGUUACUGGCUUGACAACAAGAAUCUACACCUUUUAAAAACAAAAAUGUCAACUACUGUUUUAUUUAUUCUUUGCCAGUCUGUUUUUAGUAGGCUUAAAGAUCCAGUAUGAAAUGUAUUUGUGUGUGAUUGUAUGCUAUUUAUUAAAUUUUAAAUACUUUGUUGAAUGUCAUUUUAAAGCAUGUUUAAAGUCUUGUGCAUUUCUGUCGUGUUAUGCUGUCGGGCAGAACUGACUAAAAUGUUUUAAUAUGUAUCAAAAUUAAAUUGAAUUUUUGUUAUGUUUUUGAGGUACUUUUAAAGAUAAAUCCAUGUCUGGCUUUUUGUUUUACUUUCUGAAAGUCUCAUCUCUGAAGUACAAAUCACAUGCAGAAAAAAAAAGCCAAUUGAACGGAUUCAAAAGUGUAUAUUUCUGUCGUCUCCCUCUUCUCUUCAUUUACAGAUACAGGGAUGAGAAAAAUAAACAGUUUUACCAUCUGGUGGAUUUAAUUCACAAGAGUAGUAGUAAAUUCUGAGUUCAGGACACGGUUAUGUAGAUUUGUGCUUUUGAGGAACUUAUGUGCAAUACAGUUGUAAAAGAUUUUAUUAUAAGAACCCACGCGGUUUCAAGUUUCAGAACAGAUCACAUCACACUGGUACCAGUUCAGGUACAGAUUGGCCCAUAGUUACACAUACCUGAGUAAAAGUCAUCGAUGGCCAUUUUUAUUCACAUUGAAUAAUAUCUAAAUCUGUGGGUAAUCUUUAGUAUGAUUUCAGUGGCGUUGCUUAUAGAGCAGGCAAUUUUGCAUAUGAAUGCGAUAACACACUCUGAAAUACAUGUGAACAGUGUGUCCUGGUAUAAAAUACUGGGUUUUUAAAGCUUCCUAAUUAUCAUUAGAAAGUGGUUAUGGAAAUGUUUGUCACUGAGGCAGAUACAUUUUGAAGAAAAAGUCUUCAUAGAAUACCUUAGUUAUAUACACACACAAAGUGAUCUACAGUGGUUCCAUGAAAUGCCCCAACUAGCAUGUACCUAUGGUUUCCAUAAUGCAGAUGUAAAGUAGAAUACAAUGUUUAAUUUGUUUUAAAGAAUAAAUGCUACACAUUAAACUGAAAAGUUGGAUUUGAUUGAGAAUUUGGAAAUUUGUAAAUAAAAAUAAUAUUUGUAUGAGG